UGUCCGAGGGUCCAGGUCCCGGCAGCGCCGGAGCAGACAGUCACAGGACCUGAGGAUGACAGUUGUUCCAGGAGCUGGAACCCCUGGGAGGGGGCAGGUCCUGGAGUUAGGAGGUAAGAGACAGAUGGCAGCUGCACACAAGCAUCAGGAUGGACAAGCCCGGCGGUACAGGUCCACCAAAGGGGCAUCAAAGGCUCGCCGGGACCUGAUGAGGGUGGAGCUGCGGACCCUGCAGAACCUAUUGCCCCUGUCCCAGGAUGAGAAGGAACGGCUCUCCUACCUCAACACCAUGGCCAUGGUCAAUGUCUGUGUCCGCCGUGCACAACACCGCCUAGGUGUGGACAGCCCCACUCUCCAGCCUCUCCCCCUGAACGUGGACUUCCUGCCAGCUCUGAAUGGGUUCCUAAUCACUCUGACAUCCUGUGGAAAACUGGUUCACCUCUCCCAGAAUGUCACUAACUACCUGGGGCUCUCUGUGGUGGAGCUGAUAACUCAGGGAGACAGCAUUGAUCACCUUGUUCACGCCGCUGACCGAUGGCUUGUCCACCAGGCAUUGCAACAAGCAGCACCAUCCUCAGGCUGCUCCUUCAUCUGCCGGAUGCCCUGCUCCCGAUCGCUGGGCCUGCCUGAAGCCCACCGCUGGGUCCACUUCUCAGGACGCUACCUCCAGUCCCAGAACACCACCUCAACCGGCCCCAAUGGGAAGCUCUUCGUCAGUGUCUGCAGCCCUGUGGAUUGGCAGCCCAGGGACCAUCCCCAGGAUGGCUGCCAGCGCACCUUCUACAGUCGCCACUACCCUGACAUGUCCUUCAUCAGCAUCUGUGAAAGUGUGGUGUAUCACCUCGGGUAUCAACCACUUGAACUCACUGGCAGGUCCUGGUACAGUCUGAUCCACCCAGGAGACUUGCAGCUGAGCAGCAGACAGCACAAGCAGCUACUGUCGACUGUGGGUCGGCGAAGUGUGGAUUUUGUGUACCGCUUGCAACAUCGGGACUUUGGAUGGGCCUGGCUCUUCACCAGGGCAGAGAUGUUCUCCACUACCAGCAGCAUUGAGUGCUCACACCUCGUAAUCAGUGAGUGUGAAGCCCUUCACCUGCGACAGGCAUUGUUCCCCUCUGACCCCUCUCUUCUAUUAACUGAUACUCCCCAGGUCGCUGGUCUGGAGGUCUUGAGGGCCAGGGACCAGUCACUUCACUGCCCCUCACCCCCAGUCAGUUCCUCAUCCCCCCUUGGUGGGUCUCCCAAAGGUAGGUUGGCCUACAUCCAUAGUCCUGAAGCCAACAUCUCCUGGAGCAGGGAGGAGUUUCACACUGUUCCGGGGUCCCCAUCCACACCCGUUGGGUGUGCUGUGGUAGGACUGGUCCCACCCUACACCGAGCAGGAGAGGUCCCACAUCUGUGUUCUGGCCCAGCAUAUCCGCCGCCUGGCCGAGGGCUUCAGUGCAGGUCAGGAGAUCCAAGGUCAAGCCUGGGGUCAGGAGGUACAAGGUCAGGUCUGGCAUCAGGAGGUCCAAAGUCUAGAAGUCCAAGGUCAAGACAUCCAGAGUCAGGAGGUCUGGGGGCCGGAGGUCCAAGGUCAGGCUUGGGGUAAAGAGAUCCAAGGUGAAGAGGCUGAGGGUGAGGAAGGUGGUUGUGGGGAGGGGUGGGGAGUGGGUGUGUCAAAGUGGCAUACAGAGCUUGGACCAGAACAGUGUGAGCAGCGAGGUGCACCCACUCUGCCCCUGUGGUCCAAACCCUGCCCGCAGAAGGAUGCUGGAAAGACGAGUCAUUCCAUCUCCACUAGCCCUGCUCCCUCGCCUUGUGCCCUGGAGAUAGGGGUAGUGGGGCCCUUUACCUCUCACCAGGCUUGGGGCUGGUGCAACACUGAACCUAGGGAGCUGGCAGAGCUCAUCCUGUCUGGGCUGUCCGAGCUCAGAACCACAACGCAGUCCUGCAGGGACCCAGGACCAGAGGAGGGUCACCAGCCUGACAUCUAUCGUCGCGACAGUUCCGUCCAAGAUUGGGCCCUGGAGUUGUCCAUGUUUUAAACCAAGUCUGUGACUUCCUCCAGUAUGGCACAUUGCCAUGUGUGUGAAACUGCUGGACAGAUUCACCUGAACAACCUUGUCUCUCCGAAACAGAGAACACUGUAUCAAUGGUUCCAGUGCUCAGCACAGCACCGUCUCGUGUGUGUGUACGUACGUGUCUGUGCAUGCGUGCUGAGAUUACAGGAGUGUCAGUGACAGCUGAGAGGGCUGGUGUAGUGGGUAGUGUGCUGUAGUAGCUCCUAACCAAAAAUACACCAAUAAGUUCUGUAUCAGCCUGUAAUGAACACCUUGUGGUAGAAUACCAUGUAGUGCAAAAACCAAUAAUUACUAAGUGAUGAAAUACCAGGUUUUACUUCAGAAUCUUCAGUGAUUCUAACAGACGAUAAGUUGUAACUAAUAAUUAGUGACAAAACAGCAGACACAUUAGUAAUCAGUAAUACAGCAAUUUAAAGGUAAUAUAGUAGUUAUUAAAAGAAUAACAUGGCAGCAACAAAUAGGUUAUUAGUGACAGUUAACCAGUGUGUGACUAAUAAUCACCAGUUAAGGAGGAGGUACUUUGAUGGCAGAUCAGUAGUUAGUCAGCAGUGUGACAGGGAGGGUGUCACUGAGUCAUACCUUAGCAAUAGAGGUGUAGUCUGUACCUGUCUGGUCUGAGUUAUGAUGGACUGUGAGCUGCCCGACACUCUCUGUGGUCGGUCACCUGGCGGAAGGGCUUUGCUGUCCCUGUCUGCGCUAGUCCAGAAUGGAGUGAUAGUGGUCCCUGAAUCUACAGAGUGGCUGAACAGGGACCACUGAAGUGACGGGCUGCUCUCCUGUCCACAUCUGAUGUCUCACUGCCAGAGGCUUGCCUGUUUGAGCUGUGGGUGUUGCAAUCUCUCCGCACCAGGUUGGAGUGGGAAUCCAAUUAUUGUUGUCACAAGUCCCAAGAUACAGUGACAAACCUUGUUUACAUGCCAUUGAGGCAGAUCAUUCCAAACACAAGUACACUGAGCUAGUCAAAAGGAAAAAGAGAAGGCAGAAUGUAGUGUCACAGUAACCAUCAGCACUGGUAAACAAAUCAGUUGCAAAGGCCACAAUGAGGUGGAUGAGCAGAUCAGGAGUUCACCUUUUAUCUCAGAGGGCCAUUCAACAGUCUCAUUACUAUGAGACAGAAGUUGCUCUUGAUCCUGGGUGGUUUGCCUUCUCAAGCUUUUGUAUCUUCUGGGAGGGGGAAAGAAGAGAUAAUGACUGGGGGAGAGGGGCCCUAGAUUGCACUGGCUGCUUUUCCAUGGCAAUCAGAAGAGUAGACAGUUACUGCAGCUCCUGUCACUCUGCUCGCUCUAUAAAAAAAUUACACCGCUCUACUGAAUGGGAAGGAGAUGAAUAAAGAUAUAUCUGUACCAAAGAAAGCUGUGUGGCUGGCGUCAGUCUCUUACUAUGGGUUACACAGGUACCACAAAGAGGUGUGUCAGUCCCCCCAACAACACCCUUUCUCCCCAGAGAAGGCUUUUGUCACGUUAGCCUACAUAUAUCAAUGCAUUGAGUACUGGAGUUGGAAUGUUACGUUGAAAUUGUAUGAGACAUGGGUGAGGCCUAACUUGGAAUAUUAUGUGCAGUUUUUGGUCACCUAUCUACAGGAAAGAUAUAAAUAAGAUUGAAAGAGUGCAGAGAAAAUUUACAAGGAUGUUGCUGGAUCUGGAGGACCUGAGUUGGGACAUAGAAGAUUGAGGGGAGAUUUGAUUGUGAUAUACAAAAUUAUGAGGGGUAUAGAUAGGGUAAAUGCAAACAGGCUUCUUCCACUGAGGUUGGGUGAGAGCACAACUAAAGGUCGUGUUUUAAGGGCAAAAGGUGAAAUAUUUAAAGGGAACAUCUUCACUCAGAGGAUGGUGAGAGUGCAGAAUGAGCUGCCGGCGUAAGUGGUCGAUUUCAGCAUUGAAGAGAAGUUUGGAUAGGUACAUGGAUGCAUGGAUGGGAGGGAUAUGGAGGGCUCUGAUCUGGGGGCAGGUCAAUGGGACUAGGGAGAUUAAUGGUUGGGAAUAGAUUAGAUGGGCCAAAGGGCCCAUUUCUGUGCUGUGGUGUUUACAAUGUUGUCCCAGUUCUGAUGUUACAUCUCAUCAGGCAAAACAUCGUGAGGUGUUCUAGGGGAUUAUUAUCAAACACAGUUUACACCCAGGCAUUCUGCAACAUUUUAGGUCAGGAUACCAAAGUGAUUCAUUUCUUGCUGUGACAUGGUGACAGUGAAAAUAUUUGGUUUGCAUGGCAUCCAAGCAGAUCAUUCCAUACACAAGUACAUCAAUAUGAUUAAAUAACUGGGGAUAAAAAAAAACAGAAUGCAGGAUAUUUUAGAACACUACAGCACAACAUCAGGUCUUUUGACUCGCAGUGUUAUGCCAAUCUAAUUAAAAUAGUAAUAAAUGCCUGACGAAACUAAUCUCUUCUGCUUACAAAAUGCUCAUUCUCUGCACAUUGGUGAACCUAUUUAAAAGCCUCUUUAACAUCAGUGUUUUAUCUGCCUCCACCACCACUCCUGGCAACUUCUGUCAGGUUACCCUUAGCUUCUGCCACUCCAGAGAAAACAGCCCAAGCUUGUCCAACAUCUCUUUAUAGCACAUAACCUCUAAUCCAGCAGUACGCUAGUACGUCUCUUCUGCACCCUCUCCAAAGUCCCCACGUCCUUACUGUUAUGAAUGCACCACAGCUCUGAGGGGCCGAAGGGGCGGGGGAGCCCCCUCCUUUGUGAGAAUCGCAAGAGCAUUAUUGGGUUGGCUCAGAGGACCCAAGAAAUGAGAGAGACCUGGCCAUUGUCUCCUGGAGACCACGUUUAUGGAUUGGGGACUAUGCUACGUGCAAGCCCUCGGGCAAAGUGGGCUGGUUGAAAGAGGGAUGGCAUCAUCCCAACCUGAUUGACAUCUGAGACCCCGUGAGGAAGUAUAAAAGAGGGUCUGGGGCAGGGGUCAGCAACCUUUACCACUGAAAGAGCCACUUGGACCCAUUUCCCACAGAAAAGAAAACACUGCGAGCCGCAAAACCCGUUUGACAUUUAAAAUGAAAUAACACUGCAUACAACGUUUUGUUUUGCCUUUAUGCUAUGUAUAAACAAACUAUAAUGUGUUGCAUUUAUGAAAUUGAUGAACUCCUGCAGAGAAAACGAAAUUACAUUUCUGCAUGCAACAAAAACAUUUUGAACUCCGAAAAAAAGACGUUGGGUUGAAGGUUACUUUUAAGUAAAAUACUCAACGUCUAUUUGAGUCCUUCUUGUAUUUAUGAAAAACGGCAAACUUAAAUUUGCCGCCAGCAGCAAAACAAAAAUAACGUCAGCCAGCUGUCAACCUGAAAAAUAAAAAGACUAUUUCACUGAACAAUGAAAACAUAUGAAUAUACGUAAAAUAAUAGGCAAUUAAAAUAUUUAUCAUACUUGGUCAGGUUGACUCACACCUGACAAUGCAGUCGUAUUCAGUAGAGAUGGAUCGAUGCUUAGGGGAGUGACCGGGAAGGAUAAUGUGUUUUUUUCCUCUCUGAACUCACAGAAGCGUUUCCCAAACAAUGUUUGCAUUGCGAUGAUUGCAGAAUGUAAAUACUCUGAAUUUAUC
Molecule: messenger RNA, 5595 nt
Organism: Hypanus sabinus (Atlantic stingray)
Lineage: Eukaryota; Metazoa; Chordata; Chondrichthyes; Myliobatiformes; Dasyatidae
Gene: npas4l
Product: neuronal PAS domain protein 4 like
Exons: 10
Coding region: 56-2026 (656 amino acids)
Biological process (GO): regulation of transcription by RNA polymerase II
Molecular function (GO): DNA-binding transcription factor activity, RNA polymerase II-specific; RNA polymerase II transcription regulatory region sequence-specific DNA binding
Source: RefSeq, a predicted model, not a curated record